Molecule: messenger RNA, 6193 nt
Organism: Biomphalaria glabrata
Lineage: Eukaryota; Metazoa; Mollusca; Gastropoda; Planorbidae
Product: galactosylceramide sulfotransferase-like
Exons: 3
Coding region: 355-1560 (401 amino acids)
Biological process (GO): glycolipid biosynthetic process
Cellular component (GO): membrane
Molecular function (GO): galactosylceramide sulfotransferase activity
Source: RefSeq, a predicted model, not a curated record
CAUAUAACAAUGACAGAAAAGUCUAACAAAAGGCUGAUGACGCUGAAAAGAGGGAAUUUGCAUUAACAUCUAUUUCCUCACUUCACGCCAUCUACAACAUACCAGCAGCAACGUACGGGGCUACUCACAACAUUGAACGCGAAUUCGCAUUUGUAGCUAUUUACUCACUGUGCACACAUACACGCAAAUAAUUAACAUUUCGGUAGAAACACUAAUUAGAUGUUUUAUCCAAUAUUCAGUGUGUACGCAUGCUGACUUCGUGAUGGCAAGUAGCACCAUUUCUUGCGUGUCAUUAGAUGAAGAAAACUAAAGAAUCUCGGAAGUUGGAUAUUACCAUAGCGGAAAUUUUUGAGGAUGCUGCAAACAGUGAUUAUUCGAAGAUUUAUUUUCGCGAUCCUUCUAUGUCUUUUGGUGCUGCUCAGCUCCUCGAUUGUAAGAAACAAUAGAAAGCUCAUUCAAACGACACAUCUACACAUCCACCUGAAACCCAAGUUUCCUGAGUCCGCCUCUCCGGCAGUUCCACGAUGCCAGCCAAUCAAAAACGUCGUUUUCAUCAAGACACACAAGACCGGAAGCUCCACGAUAGCCAAUAUCAUGUUCAGGUUUGGCCUGAGACACAACUUGAACUUUGCACUCCCCAACACAAAGCUUUAUACUAAAGACUUUAAUUACAUGUCGAAGCCCGGGGAAGUGAUGACAAGGGACUUUUUUUAUCCCCUGCCCGACAACCAAGAGUACAACAUACUUGCGCAUCAUUCUAUCUACAACAGGACCUUCUAUCAUAAGGUCAUGCCCAAAAACACGACCUAUAUAUCAAUAUUGCGAGAGCCCUUCGCGCAGAUGGUAUCCACGUAUGAAUACUACAGAUUUGAAAAGAAGUUCGUGUCCAUGUCUCCUGAGCGCUUUAACGCUUCAAAUCCUAUCUCGUCUUUUUUGGAAAAUCCUUAUAUGUAUACUCAGAGCGGUACAAAUUUUACCUACAUGAGAAAUAAGCAAGCACAAGAUUUGGGUUUUAUGCAGGAACAUCUUGAGCCAUCCAAAUUUAAAGAAUACAUAGACAUUUUAGACAAGGACUUCGAUCUUAUUAUGAUACUAGAAUAUUUUGACGAGAGUCUCCUGAUCUUGAAGCAUCAACUCUGUUGGGAACUAAAGGACAUCUUGUAUAUUCCUGUCAACCAAAACAUCAGAAAAAGAAAAUGGCCCUCCACGGAUGAGGACAGAGCAAAUCAUAAAAAGUUUAGCCCGAUAGAUUAUACGUUAUAUAAUCACUUCUUAUCAAAAUUUACAAACUCAUUGUCGAUUCAAAAGGACGAGUUUUUUCAAGAACUUAAAUAUUUUAGAACUGUUUUAAAAGAGGUUCGAUUUAACUGCAUGUUUGGAAGAACGUUCACUGUACAAGCAACGAAAUGGCACGGGGUUUUUAACUUUACAAAUCAGGAUUGUGAACUGUCGAACAUGCGUUUCCGUCAAGCCGUCGGACUUUUGUAUAGUCGGUCAAACAUCCCUAAUUAUAAAAAUGCGCACAAACUUAUUGAGAGAAAAGGCAUAUAUAACAUUUAACCUGAAGCCCUUAAAAAGAAAUGGGCGCUAAGGUAUAAAUCACGAGACUCCACGACAAUCAUUUUCAAACUUUUUCUCAGGUUCUUGUCAUUAAGUGUUCGAGCACUCUCCGAUUUUUUGUGGCUCAGAGCAAAGUAAAAAAAAAAGUGAAAUAUUGUUUGUUACGAUCAACAGACCUGGUAAACAUUGAGUCAUAUUAAAUACUAGCCGUAACUAGCCGGAUAUAACCCGCAGACCUUUGUUUCUGUAUCACGGAUCUAGCGCAAUGUUCACUUACAUAGCUAAGAUAAAAUAAUGUGAAAAUUGGUUUAGCCAAUUUGUUAAAAAGUUUCGUUCUUCCAUAAAGAUAGGUUUAAAUACUUUUUAAAUUAUUUUUAAGGCCUUCUCGUUGUGGGAGAUCGGCCUCCUCCCUGAUCCAAGUAACAUUCAUGCCAAAUUUGAUUAAGAUUGGUCAAACGGUUUUGAUUUCUAUUCGAGACAUACUUACAUAUAUACUCCUUACUUGCUUUAUAUACUAGAUGACUUAUAUUUACACCUAGCCGGACAUGACCCGCGGCCUGCAGGCCUUAGUUUAGGUAUUACUGAUCUAGUGGACUGGAGUUGGAUCUAUUUUGAACAUGUCCAAUGUUCCCUUAUCAAUUAUUCUUUUAUUUCGCCACUAAAAUGAAGCAGAGUAUUAAAAUGGGUAUACUAGUUUAGACGAAAUAUUGAUACCAAAUAUAAAAUAAAAAUACUGUGAAAACGGGAUGAAAACAGGUUUGUUAAAAACUUUCGUCCUUUAAUAGAGAUAUAUUUUAGGUAUUUUUUUUAUUAUUUAUAGGGUCUUCCGGUUGUGAGUGGGGCAUUAAACAUACACUACGGUCUCCAUCAUAAUCUAAGGAACUGUUAUGUCAAAUUUUAUCAAGAUUGGUCAAACGCUUUUGAUUUCUAUGCGGGACAUACAUGCAUCUCAAAUAGUUUUAUCUAGUCCAAAUCUAGUUCUUCUCUCAAAGUAAACUUUUUAAGUGACCGAGUCAACAUCGCGAUCAAAACUCUUGUCAGGUAGAUAGGCGGCUUAUACCAUUCAGCCAAACAUCGAUGAAUACUUAGAUUUAAAUAUUGUUUCGUGUGAAAUAUCUACUAGUUCAUGUUUUACACGCAGAUAUUCAUGAAGUUUGACCUCGUCAUUAGACCACGUGAUGGGACCUAGUUGAAGUGUCCAAAAAGGGAUCGAGAUAAAUCCCUUUUGUGAACCUUUGACCCGAGAAAUGAUUCUAAGACUUAAGACUAAGACUUGCUUUAUUGAUCCUUACGGAAAUUUGUUGUGAUUACAAGGACUCGUUUCUCAUAUAAAGACAACACAACAGAAAAAUACACAUAAAUACAACAGACAACAUAAAGAGUUCAUUCAGCGACUACACACAGGUAUCUUUCGUGUUCCCUGAUCAAUGAGUGGCGGUGAUAGAGUCUGACCGAGUGAGGUACGAGACUUGAGACAUUAUCUCGUGGCCAGCAUGAAGGGUGUGCUUGUCAUCGACCCUUCUGUCUGGAGACCCACAUCAAUUAGAUGCUCAUCUAAUCACGUUCGACUGUUCAUGGGUCACUGUCCCUUGAGCCAAUACAAUGGGCUCCUCCGUCCCAUGCGAGGAAAGAGGCCUAGCUCACGAGAGGACAAAAACUCAAUAUUCCUAUUACGUACAUCGCGUUCCGGAGAGGAAACAUCACCGCUCGUAUGGUCUCGGCUGGUGAAUGGUUCGAGGAAUCGGACAGGGUUAGCAAGUCUUCUUCCAUCCUCACCACGUUCAGGUUUGCUCGCUAGAGCAUAACUGUGGUAGCCUACAGGGGUUACAGGAGGUUAUGUUCACUCUCGUUCUUAGCCUAUCCGGUUCCAGGGCGGACAUUUCCACAAUGCUCUAUUGACUAUUGGAGGCGCGGUGGCUGAGCGGUAAAGAGCUUGGCUUCCGAACCGGAGACCGGGAUUUUGAUUCCUGGUGAAGACUGUGAUUUUUAAUUUCGGAUCUUCGGGCGCCUCUUAGUCCACCCAGCCCUAAUGGGUACCUGACAUUAGUUGAGAAUAGUAAAGGCGCUUGGUCGUUGUGCUGGCCACAUGACACCCUUGUUAACCGUAGGCCACAGAACCAGAUGACCUUUACAUCGUCUGCCCUAUAGACCACAAGGUCUGAAAGGGGAACUUUACUUUUGUUUUUUUACUAUUGACUAUUGCAUAACGCGUAAAGAAAAAAAAACACAGGGUGGUCUUCAGGGGCGGGCUGGGUGUCUAACCCGGCCCGGGCAUUUCUUUACAAUCCUGCCCACAAAUUGUAUAUCAUAUGAUGGACCUCCAUUUCUAGGUCUACCUGUCCUCAAAAUCAUUCUGUUAAGUUAGAUAAUGUAUCGAUAACUGAACGCAUGCAUACAAUGAACUCUGUAUUUUUUUAAGAAAUAUAGUAGGCCUUAUGUGGCUUUUUAAUAGCUAAAAUUGGGGCCCUAAAAGGAUGAAUUCUAAUAGUAGCACUAUCGACGGAUGUACACUAUUACAUUAUUUCGAAAAAUGUGUUAGAUUAAAUGGCCCUCAUUCACCAACCAUAAACAAACAACAUUUAGCCACGUGGUGCUCUAUCUUUUCUAUAGGCCCUAUAAUUUGCGAUCUCAUGUUUAAUUCAUGAUGGUUGUCACGUGACAGUUUUUUUUCGUUGUUUUAUCAAUAAGAUCACGUGACUAAAUGUUGAUUGUUUACGAUUGGUGAAUGAGGCCCAUUAGCAUUACGCUGUAGUGUAGAGUCUGUAAAAGAUUGAUUUUUUUUUAACACGGCGCUCAGAUGGCCUCUUUUACAAGAGAAUAUUAUUAAACCUUUAAGAAUUUAAUACGUUCUAACUUCUAUAGUGGCAUUCAUGAGGCCUUUUAGGUGGCCCUACCAGCCCUUUUGGGUACCGACCCAUUUGCCCGAAUGCCCAUAUAGCCAGUCCCCCAUAGUAGGCUUGUCAUCAUACAGUACACGAGCCCUACACGUGUACAUCAAACUGACUAGUUCAUACCAGAAAGUCGGACAAAGAGUCUGCUUACUUAUGGGCAAGAAUUGUGUGUAACUAUUUUAGUGUAAAAUUCUUGUAUCCUUGUGUAUAUUCUUGUCUAAGUUGACCAAUGUGUUAUUUUCUUGUCUGACCACUCAACAUACAAAAACCACUAUUGCAUAAUGCACAAGGGAAAAAAAACGCAGUUGUCAUCAAGGACUAUACACAGCGGUACACUACGCCUACACGCUUAGGUCAUUCUGACCAGGUUGUUGAACUCAGCCGGGCAGUCUAUUAGUGGUAUAAUUUUGUUUUUAUAGAGUUAUCCUAAUGCUCUUAUCUACAUAGGGCCAACUGAAGAUUUAGACCUAGAUCUCAAUAAUAUUAUUAUGCUAUUAUAUGCUUCGGCUUCAUCUACGUUUUAAGCUAUAAAAAGGGUGUACUUUAUGUUCCUGCAGUAAAUAAAUAUUGUUUACCGCAAAGGAAUUGAUUAAAAUCACUGAAUAUUGACCUAACACGCUUAUUACAUUUCCACUAUAAACGAACAGAAAUUAAACACCACCACGUGACUGAACAACCCCAUUCAUAAUAUUGCUGCUCCGUUCACGUACAUAUAUAUUGGCUCCAUAACUUCUACCACCAUCUUACUUUAAUAAUCCCUCUUCAAAUGCAGACUGUGACUCAAUAGUUGUUAAUUGCAUAAUUGUUGAUAUCGUGUACAUGAUCAGUGAAGAGGGAUGUGCGUUUCAACCGCUACCACAUGUUGAAAAGUUUUACACAUUUUAAUUGAACUUUUUAGUUUGUAACUAAACAAAAAAUCAAUUAAACUAUAAUUUUAACUAAUUUUUCGAAAUAAGCUUCGGCCUUAAUUAAUUUUUUUUCCAGUUAAGCUAUAAGUUUCUAACUUUUUAGUUUACUCUGGCCCAACUCUAAUCCUAGCAAUGGGACUAGCGCAGCUUGCCGAGGAUGACAAUUGGCUCUAAUCGCACGUAUCUUCAGCAGUAAAACGCUUUUUUGGAAUCGAAAUAUCACUAGUUUUAGUCUGAAACCAGCGGCUUAGCAACAAUGGCGCGACGGGGCUCAUUGCGCCGGGGCCCGUGUCUCAUAUAGGCCCAAAGGGGUCAUUGUAAUAUGGUCGUUUAUAAUUUGGUAAAAUAAAGUUGGGUCAAUGAAUGACACGACACUGUCACUUGUAAAAUGUGGUACAUCAGUGAUGCCCAAAAUACGGCCCGCGGUCCAGAUCCGGCUCGCGAAGUGGUUCUAUCCGGCCCGCCGAAACGUCAAUACAAAGUUUAGACAAAUCCCCCCCCCCAAAAGGUUGAAAAAUGAAGCUUUACCUACGUUAGGGUUCUCAUUUUCUAAUGCAUUGGUACCACCACAUUGAACACUUUAAUGGGAAAUGUACCAGGAAAAGUGAACGGAUCUUUACUUUUUGUGGAACAUGAUAAUAAGCCAACAUAUUUGUUUUUAUAAAGAACGUGUGGCUGUUUAAACACACAAACACAUAUGAACAGCAUUAUGAAACAAAUAUGGCGGCAAGACAAGAAAAUGAGUCGGUGGUAAGACUUGCUAACAUGUUGCUCAUAUUUGAAGUAGAGAAAUGAAGUCAUUUUCCGAAACCUCAAAAAAAAAAAAAAAAACAU